GCUAUUCGGGUACUGAUAAGAAUUUGUAUAUAAACGACGGUACUCGUUGGACGGUCGCAAGUCGCGAGCAGAUUUGAUAUAAUUAUCAAACGAAAUCAUUGCAAUCAAAAAUGAUUCUGAUCCUUCUGUUCACGGUCGUGUGUUUGGUGUUGGUCCACGACUUCCUAAGGAAGUGCGGCUACAGGUGGAAGAAAUUGAGCGAGUUUCCGGGAGACAGACCGCUGCCCCUGGUCGGAAAUGCCCUGCAGCUGGGCUUCGAUGCUGAUGAGUCGUCUCACAAACUGAUGGCGUUGUGGGCGAAACACGGGAAAGUGAAUUUCCGCAUGAGUGUCGGUUCGGAAGACUGGAUUCUGCUCUCAAACGUAGACGAUGUUGGAACGAUUUUGAACCAUACGUCCGAGUUGACGAAGCCGUUGGAGAGAAACACCGCGAUGAAGCCUUUCUUCGGCAACUCCGUCUCCAGCUCUGAAGGUGACCGUUGGCGUACUACUAGGAAGCUCAUGACACCGAGUUUCCACUUCAACACUCUGGAGAAGAGAGUCGAUGACGUCAACACGCACUGCGUGGACCUCUUCCGCCAUCUCGACGAGUUCGUUGGCAAAGACGAUGUGGAGAUUUACAAAUAUUUGAAGCCGUACAUGUUCGAUAUUUUGAGCGAAUCACUGAUGGGUGUAGAAUCAAACUUCCUCAAUAAUUUGGAUCAUCCAUACUUAAAGGCGGGUGCAAAAGUGAUCCGGAUCGUCACAGAAAAUUAUUUUUCAUACUGGAGGAACAUCCGACCCAUUUUCGUGCUGACGCCCAUUUACACCGAAAUGAUGGACACCAUUAGAAGCAUUAGAGCCACCAGCUCCGACAUCAUCAACCGAAGAAGAGCAAAGAUCAAUCAAAUGAGAGACGACCUAAUAAAUAAUAACUUGGACUGCGACGUGUCGGAGCACGUUGAGAAGAAACUCAAUGACAAUGCGUGUUUGUUAGACAAGUUCCUCCUCGGGAAGAACUCGAAGGGCGAGCCCAUCCCUGACGACGUGAUCUCGGAUGAGGUCACUCUCGUUUGCUACACUGGACACUAUACGACAACGAUGACAAUGGCACACACACUUUACUGCUUAGCGAAGUAUCCAGAAAUACAAAAGAAAGUCAUAGAAGAACAGAGACAGAUCUUAAACAACGAUUUGAACAGAAUUCCAACAAACCAGGAACUGAAUCAAAUGAAGUAUUUGGAGGCAGUUAUAAAGGAGAGCAUAAGAGUUAUUCCAACCGUCACAAAAAUAGGUAGACAGCUGCAACAAGACCUGAAAUUCAAAGACGGCCGAGUCGCUCCCGCGGGUACCUCUGUUAUAGUUUUCUACGAAGCUAUGUAUGCGGACCCGAAAAUAUUCCCUGAACCGGAAAAAUACGACCCCGAAAGAUUUUUGGGCGCCAUGCAUACAUUUGCCUUUGUACCCUUCAGUGCGGGGCCCAGGAACUGCAUAGGUUUCCGCUACGCGUGGGUGGUGAUGAAGUCAACACUGUCCCAUCUACUGCGGAGGUACGAGUUCCUUCCCGGCUCCCCGGGAAUGGAGCCCCAGUUCGCCUACCGCAUCGUCACCGAGUCCAAAAACGGCGUUCAUUUGAAACUACGGAAAAGGAUUCGCUAAAUAUAAUUAAGCUUAGUAUGUACAGGAUAUGGAUUAACUCCUUUGUGAUAGUUGAUAUAGCCCGGGAGCUAGUCGCAAAUUUAGAGCUAUUUGAGGCGAGCUGAAAUCUUGUACCCCUUUCCGUAUUAA
Molecule: messenger RNA, 1766 nt
Organism: Aricia agestis (brown argus)
Lineage: Eukaryota; Metazoa; Arthropoda; Insecta; Lepidoptera; Lycaenidae
Product: cytochrome P450 4d2-like
Exons: 10
Coding region: 111-1637 (508 amino acids)
Molecular function (GO): iron ion binding; monooxygenase activity; heme binding
Source: RefSeq, a predicted model, not a curated record